CGUGUCCGUUUAUGAAUGCAUUGUUAGUUCUCGCGAGGCUUAGCAGACAGUGACGUCGCGUAUCGUGCGAGGAUUCAUGGCGGAAUCUGUGAUACUGACACUUUGAACUGUAAAGAAAACUCUUUCCGUUAUUUUCCACUUGGCAGCAAGCUACAGAAGCCGAACUGAAGAUCAGGGAAUAGAACCAUAUCACUUGACUGUUCUAAAUUUCCAAAGUCAAUGGCAGAACUAAUUGGGUUCAAACCUCCUUAAAGGGGCUGUGCACCACCCAGGAAGUUCAUAAGUCCAGGCAGUGACUCUUAAAACAAUGGAGAAUGGACAGACUACAGCGUCAAAGCUUGGCCUUCCUCCACUCACACCAGAGCAGCAGGAGGCCCUGCAGAAGGCAAAGAAGUAUGCGAUGGAGCAGAGUAUUAAGAGUGUGUUGGUGAAACAGACCAUCGCUCAUCAGCAACAACAACUGACUAAUCUUCAGAUGGCAGCAGUGACAAUGGGCUUUGGAGAUCCUCUCUCACCUUUACAAUCGAUGGCAGCUCAGCGGCAGCGCGCGCUGGCCAUUAUGUGUCGGGUCUAUGUAGGCUCAAUUUACUAUGAGCUGGGAGAGGAUACCAUUCGGCAAGCAUUCGCUCCUUUCGGGCCCAUCAAAAGUAUCGACAUGUCUUGGGAUUCUGUUACAAUGAAGCACAAGGGAUUUGCUUUUGUUGAAUAUGAAGUCCCAGAAGCUGCGCAGCUUGCUCUGGAACAGAUGAACUCUGUUAUGUUAGGUGGAAGGAACAUCAAGGUUGGCCGGCCAAGUAAUAUUGGACAAGCUCAACCCAUUAUUGAUCAACUUGCAGAAGAAGCACGGUCAUUUAAUCGUAUAUAUGUGGCAUCUGUGCAUCCUGAUUUAUCAGAUGAGGACAUUAAGAGUGUUUUUGAAGCUUUUGGAAAGAUUAAAUCAUGCACGCUUGCUAGAGAUCCCACAACUGGAAAACACAAAGGAUAUGGAUUUAUAGAAUAUGAAAAGGCUCAGUCUUCACAGGAUGCAGUAUCUUCAAUGAAUCUUUUUGACUUAGGUGGUCAGUAUCUUCGAGUUGGUAAAGCGGUCACUCCACCAAUGCCAAUCCAUACGCCUGCAACACCUGGAGGAUUGCCACCGGCUGCUGCUGUAGCAGCAGCGGCAGCAACUGCCAAGAUUACAGCACAGGAAGCUGUAGCAGGAGCAACAGUCCUUGGUGCUCUUACUACACCAGCAGCGCUGACAUUAGCACAGCCACUUGGUGCUUUACCGCAAGCAGUCAUGGCAGCACAAGCACCUGGUGUUAUUACAGGAGUAACACCUGCCCGACCUCCCAUCCCAGUUGCUAUUCCCCAGGUUGGUAUCGUAAACCCAGUCUUGGCAUCUCCACCAACGCUAAUAGCUGUUGCAGACGCAAAGAAAGAAAAGGAAGAGGAGGAAGUUUCCCAAGAUGGCGAACGGGCCGAGAUGUUGAGUGAACAGGAACACAUGAGCAUUUCUGGUAGCAGUGCCCGACAUAUGGUAAUGCAAAAGCUGUUGAGAAAACAGGAGUCUACAGUGAUGGUAUUGCGGAAUAUGGUUGGUCCUGAGGACAUUGAUGAUGAUCUAGAAGGGGAAGUAACAGAGGAGUGUGGCAAAUUUGGAGCGGUGAACCGUGUAAUUAUCUACCAGGAGAAGCAGGGUGAAGAAGAGGAUGCCGAAGUCAUUGUAAAGAUCUUUGUUGAAUUCUCUACUGCAGCAGAGAUGAACAAAGCUAUCCAGGCCUUGAAUGGCCGUUGGUUUGGUGGCAGGAAAGUCAUUGCAGAAGUGUACGACCAGGAGCGCUUUGAGAACAGUGAUCUGUCUGCAUAAACUGUCUCGAACCACAUGCACGCCCCUGUACAAAUACAUAUACCUUCCUACAGCUGCUGCUGUUUUAAAUAGGUAUUUUUAUUAAAAAUUAAUGGUUGAGGUAGGAAAAAUAGCUGCAGCUUCACUUGGAUUGGAGAUUUUCUCCUUUUCUAUUAUUAUUCCAUAUUGUGAAGAAUUGGAUAUUCAUGAGAUGUUUUCAUGAUCUGUUUUUGAAUUUGUUUUGUUUUUGUUUUUUAUCUGAAUAACUCAGUAAAUAUUGUUAGUAACACCUGAAUAUUAUUAUACUCUCAUUUUUUACAUUAAUUUUUUUGUCCAAAUUCUUACCAUCAGUCUUCAUUUUUUUCCUAGGGUAUAAAAUUUAUUUAAAAUGUUUGAACUAUUUAAAAAACAUUUUGCCUUUGGAUUUUAUUUCCAGGAGUCUCUUACAGUUCAACAGUGGUUUCUUUAUCAGCUGCUGGUUAGAAGACAUUGUGCCUUAGUUGACUGCUGCCAUACAUUUAGGAAGCUGCAGCUUUUCUAUAGCAGCAGUCACUGACUGCUUUUCCAUUACCUCUUGACUUCAGCUUGCAUUUGUUUUCAAAUGUAUGCAUAUGUUGUUGCUUGUCACUCAUACAUCUUGUUUGUACAGUUGUUUUCGUAUUCCUCAGGUAUGAAGUGCAACUGAAACAUUAUGAAUGAAAUCAUGGAAGUUUAGCGAGAACAGGUUUUGUUUUCUUAGUAUUGUUUUUUUAUGUUCAAUUUUAGCAUUCCAGUUUAAAUACCAGACUACCAGAUUAAUGUUUUUAAACAAAAUUCAAGAUGAUAAAAUGUGUGGUAUUUGCCUAUCAAGAGGAAUGCUUGUUUUACAGAAGGAGCUUUAAGAGUGAGUGGUGCAUGCGCUUUGUUCUUAAAGGCCAGGUGUCCAGCUCUUCACACCCCAGAUUUCCUCAGUAUUUUUGUAUGUUAGACAUCAUUUGCCCAGAAAUAAGUUUUGAAAUUAUGAAGUGAAAAUUCAGAAGGGACAAUUGGACUAUUGUGUUUAUUAUUUAAUACUGUAUUGGAGCUACUCAUGUUGAUGAGGUGACUGAAUAAAGCCAUUCAAAACAA
Messenger RNA from Erpetoichthys calabaricus (reedfish), 2935 nucleotides. It is a transcript of the gene puf60b, whose product is annotated as poly-U binding splicing factor b. The record is from RefSeq and is a predicted model, not a curated record. Gene Ontology annotation, cellular component: catalytic step 2 spliceosome; precatalytic spliceosome. Gene Ontology annotation, biological process: mRNA splice site recognition; regulation of alternative mRNA splicing, via spliceosome; alternative mRNA splicing, via spliceosome. Gene Ontology annotation, molecular function: RNA binding. Lineage: Eukaryota; Metazoa; Chordata; Cladistia; Polypteriformes; Polypteridae. The transcript has 13 exons. The coding region runs from base 308 to 1849 and encodes 513 amino acids.